AUGUCUUCAGACAUCAACAACCUCGUCGACAUGGGCUUCGACCGCGAAAAGGCAACCCUUGCCAUGAAGAAGGCAGGCAACCUGGGAGCCGCCGUUGACUGGCUCAGCAACAACGCCGACAAGUCCAUCGAAGAGCUCAAAGAGGACGAAGGCGAAGAAGAGUCACCCCUGUCAUUGCAGCCUGGUGAACAAGCCAGGAGUCUCCUCUGCAAAGACUGUGGCAAGAAGUUCAGAUCCACUGCUCAGGCAGAGUUCCAUGCGAACAAGACUGAGCACCAAAACUUCGAAGAGUCUACUGAAGAGAUCGCCCCUUUGACCGAGGAGGAGAAAGCCGCAAGGCUCGCAGAACUGCGUGAGAAGCUCGCCGCCAAACGUGCCGGUCAGUCUGAACAAGACAAGGAGGACAAGAAGCGCAACGACCAAAUCCGUCGCAAGGCCACAAAGGAACAACAGGACAUCAAGGAGGACUUGGCCAAGAAAGAACAGAUCAAGGAAGCCGAGGCCAAGAGACGUGAGAAGCAGGCUGAUGUUGAGGCUAAGAAGCGCAUUCAGGCAAAGAUUGCUGCAGACAAGGAAGAGCGUCGCCUGAAGGCUGAGAGAGAAAAGGCCGCCCGCGCUGGUCAACCUGCUGUUGUCGCCGACCCUACACCUGCCGCGAAGCCCACCCUACCCAAGACUGCCGGAAACUACACAGAGGCAAGACUACGACUCCAGACAUCCGCUGGCACGGUCCAGAAGACCUUCCCCGUCGAGACGACACUCUUCGAGGUUGCACAAGCUCUCGGCCAGGAGCCUGGUGUUCAAGUCACCGAGUUUGUCCAAAAUUUCCCCAAGAAGGUCUACGACAGCUCAGACUUUGGCCAAACACUGAAGGAGGCUGGCCUGGUACCAAGCGCCGCUCUGGUCGUCAGGUAA
Messenger RNA from Aureobasidium uvarum, 915 nucleotides. Lineage: Eukaryota; Fungi; Ascomycota; Dothideomycetes; Dothideales; Saccotheciaceae. The record is from the annotation of a GenBank genome assembly.